AAGAGAGAAGACAAGAAUCCCAAGUCUUUAAAUUCCACAACUACACCAGACCGAUCGGCCGCGUCGUCGAAAGUGCGAUCCUCCGCCCCGAAAAGCGGGAGAAAAAUCCUCGGAAAUUCGUGUUGUGAGCGGAGAGUAUCGGAGGCCAGUGCGACGUUGCCAAGCGUAGCCGUCCCGCGGCGUUGCCACGUCAUGGAGCGAUCAGCUGAGCCACUGCAGAGCCGCAGCGCCAACGCGCGGCGCCGCGACGCGUCCGGCGGCGGCGCGGCGCUCAAGAAGAAGAAGAAGCGGCGGAGGAGGCGGCGCCGCACGCCCAAGGAGGAGGAGGGCCGCGUCGCGCUCGUGUCGCCAACGGCGGGCUGCGGCGAGCCCUUCACGCCCGCCCGCGGCCCGCCCACGCCCGUGCUGCGGCCCGUGGGCGCCCAGGUGCCCCGCGCGCCCGAGAACAGCACCCAGUUCAUCAUGGACGACCACGAGAACUCGGCGCUGUUCCUCAACUUCGACAAGAGCACGCCCGGCUGGGAGCACGACCCGCCCGCCAGCGGAGGCGAGGACGACCUGGGCAGCGCCACGCCCACGCACGCCCACACGCGCGACUGGUACCCGUUCAACCUGGCGGACUUCGAGAGCGCGUACCGCAGCGCGCGCGAGGACCGCCUGAUGGGCGGCAGCCGCACCGACCUGUGCGCGGCCAUCGUGGCCCUGGAGGCGCGCGCCGCCGUGCUGACGGAGGCACUGUCGGCGUCGCCCUCGCGCCUCGUGGCCACGCUGCAGGCGCAGCUGCUGACGCUGCAGGAGGAGAACGCGGCGCUGCGCCAGCGCCUGGCGCGCAGGAGGAAGCAGGUCGUGCCGCGCGAGUCGUCCUCGUCGUCCACCGACAGCGACUCGGAGUCCGACUCGACCAACUCCUCGAGCGACUGCUCCGAGUCCGACUGCGACACCUGCGCCGCCCGCAGGAGCCGCUCCGAGCGCGAGGAGGAGAAGGAGAACACGCGGCCCGCAGUCAUCUCGCCGCCCACCACGCCCUAACGCCCACGCCCACGCGCCGCGCCCAGAAGGCCGCCCACCAUGCCCCUCAAGACAGCUGCCGCCGCCCGCCGCCCACUCGCUGCCCGCCGCCCUGCUAAAAAGCCCAGCGGUCAAGGACGUGGCUUGUGCCCGUGUGCGUGCGUGUGUGCGUCCGUCGCCCGCAGGGGACCUUCCCCUCACAACACACACGCCAGUACAGGAAUACCCCGUCACACACACGCGCGUGCACGUUCCCUCCGCGCCCAGGCACGCCCAUGGACGAGCGUGUACCCAGUGACCCGACCGCAACCGCCCACCGCCAGGCGCCCGCCCGCAGGUGCUGGGAUGGGCGCACUUGACGAUGGGCGUGACAUACAAGCCACACAUAAAUACAUACAUUAAAGAACAUUCAAAGUGGAUUAAAAAAAAAAAAAGAAAAGAAAAAGAAAGAAAAAUAACAGAAAAUCGCGUUCUCCGUCAGUCAAGCGAAACGUGAAAAUCUAAGGGAAAGAAAACCCACAGAGGUGUUUUUUACGGGUUUAAAUGGACAGGAACGUAAACAUCUGUGUGGUUUAUAACAACGAGAGAUGGAUUUUUUUUUCUAAUUCUAAAGUUAGUGAACUAGUGUUGAAACAGACGUCACGAAAAUAUAUCAAUCUAUAUAUUUUUCUUUUCUUUUUGUUCGAAGAGAGUAGUAAUGUAUGUGUGCGUGUGUGUGUGUGUCCGUGUGCGUUCAUGUGUGUAUAUAUUAUACACACUUAAAGAAUUUACGCCAGUGUAAGUCACUUAUAAGGAAGAAGUAAAUAAAACCAGGAAAAUAACCGUUUACGAUGCAAAUAAGAUGUUUUCGUUUUAUAUAUAUAUUUUUUGUCUUUGUACCAGAUCCAAGUUCAGACAAACAAAAGCAAAAAAAAAAACAAUAAU
Molecule: messenger RNA, 1932 nt
Organism: Penaeus indicus
Lineage: Eukaryota; Metazoa; Arthropoda; Malacostraca; Decapoda; Penaeidae
Exons: 3
Biological process (GO): negative regulation of transcription by RNA polymerase II; negative regulation of cyclin-dependent protein serine/threonine kinase activity
Cellular component (GO): nucleus; nucleoplasm; cytoplasm
Molecular function (GO): cyclin-dependent protein serine/threonine kinase inhibitor activity; 7SK snRNA binding
Source: RefSeq, a predicted model, not a curated record